Messenger RNA from Anisakis simplex (herring worm), 306 nucleotides. The record is from the annotation of a GenBank genome assembly. NCBI's taxonomy places the organism in Eukaryota, Metazoa, Nematoda, Chromadorea, Rhabditida, Anisakidae.
CAACAGGUUGUCGAGAAGUUGCAAGCGAAGAGUCGAGCGCAAAAGAAGCUUGCUGAUGAGGCGGAGUUACUCGCAAACGCAAAUUUGAUGAAGUAUCGUCAACUGAACGCAGCACUUGAGAGUGUUGAGCAUCGUGCUUCGAACGCAGAAAAUGGCCUUCAACGAAUCCGUUCCAAGCAGCGAAUCGUCGACACGACCACAACGAAGACUCUCAAUCAAAUUAAAAAUUCACCCUCAUUUGAUAAUCAUUCGGUGCUAUUUGCUGCAGAAGGUGAUGAAGAAAAACCUAGUCUGCAUAACUUUUAG